CGGCCUGAAUAUUAAAGGUUUUAAAUGUAUUUUUUAAAUAAUCUAUGUAAUUAUAUUCUUUUCAGCCAUUUGUCCUCUCCGACCUCCAUGUGCAGCUGGCGGCCGUUGUCGCUGGGGAUACAAGAAAGACAGGAAUGGAUGCCCAACCUGUGAAUGCCAGUGUCGUCAAAUUAAAUGUGUCGCCUUCAAAUGUCCAAAUGGUGUAGCAAAAGACAAAUAUGGCUGUCCCACUUGCAGAUGCAAAGGGUGUUCCGUGAAUCUCAUUUGCCCAGCUAUGGUUUGUCCUGGAGGUUUUAAAUACAUACAGGACAAAAAUGGCUGCAAGACGUGCACCUGUCAUAAUCCAGAACCAGGGAAAUGUCCGCCUGCCCCGACUGUUAAGCCCGUGUGUGCCGUGAAUCCCCAGAUGAAAACCCCAGACUGCGUGGCCACUGGAUGUCCAGCAGGAAAAGUGUGCUGUCCUGAUCCGUGUUCCGGUUCACGCUGUGUUAAUUCAUACACCGGUCCAACCCAAAAGUGUCCUCCCAGUAUUGCUAAAAACUGUGACAGCCUGCCUUUCCCCAUGAAAGACAAAUGUGCCAAUAGUUCGUCGUGCAGCAAUGGCCAGAUAUGUUGCCCGGUCACCUGCUCCAAGAGUUGCUACGACCCGAUUCCCAUCACUCUGCCCAGUCCUCUGGGUAAACCAUGAGGGUGUUCGACAUACAUACUGUGUUGCAAAAACAGAUCUAAAUCUGUGAUGUAACUCGGUGAACAAUAAAAUAUCCCUCGUC
Molecule: messenger RNA, 770 nt
Organism: Gigantopelta aegis
Lineage: Eukaryota; Metazoa; Mollusca; Gastropoda; Neomphalida; Peltospiridae
Product: WAP four-disulfide core domain protein 5-like
Exons: 6
Coding region: 275-688 (137 amino acids)
Cellular component (GO): extracellular region
Molecular function (GO): peptidase inhibitor activity
Source: RefSeq, a predicted model, not a curated record